Rotaria sp. Silwood1 is the source of this 765-nucleotide messenger RNA. NCBI's taxonomy places the organism in Eukaryota, Metazoa, Rotifera, Eurotatoria, Philodinida, Philodinidae. The record is from the annotation of a GenBank genome assembly.
AUGAAUCGCUUCGGUGAUAUUGAUACUUCAUUUAAAAGAUUGCCACCUGUUUAUGGCUUUCAUGCUGAGAAACUUGUUACAAUUGAAAAGGCAUUAGAACCUAUUGAACCUCAAAUUGAUGAACUGCCACGUUUUGUAAAGAUAGCUAAACGCAACUGUCAUUUUCCGUCAGAACAUGGAUUAUCACGUGAUCAAUCAGCUGCCAUUUAUAUCUAUACCAUGGAAUGGGGCGAAACUACUUUAUAUCGUGUAUUAAAUAAAGCCUUACGGUCUGAAAAUCGACAAGCAUUAAAGAUAUGGUUUCCAUAUUUGAAACUGUUUGAUACAGCAUUGGAUAAAUUACCUACUGUUAAAGAAUUACUAUGGAGGGGUGUACCUCUUGAUAUUGGAAAGAACUUCACCAGAAACCAAAUUGUGACAUGGUGGAGUGUUAAUUCAAGUUCAUUAUCACCCAAAGUUAUUCAAAAUUUCCUUGGCAACGGUAAAAAUGCCACUCUUUUCUUAAUUGAAGCUAUUAAUGGCAAAAAGAUUUCUGGUUAUACAGAAUAUGAAGGAGAAGAGGAAGUUAUUUUGCGAAUUGGCUCGCAGUUUCGUGUAAAAGGCGAUGUUUUAACGCAAUCGAAUGGCUCACAUCUAGUGAAUUUAGUUCAACUUGAAGAUAAUGAUGAUGAUGAACCAUUAGCAUCAGCUAUGAAUAACAUGCAAGUUGCUGCAAAAUCAUCCAGUGGAAGUAUUUCUGUGGCAUAUGUUGCACAUUUGUUAUAA